AUGUCUCUUACUCGUAUCUUAGGUGAUUUUGAGCCUCUUUUCCGCCUCGUUGAGGAGCCACGCACGCAUUCCCAGUCCCGCCAGGGCAUAACCCACACCCAACGACAGGCGGUCACCGAAUUUUCGGAGGAAGAAAAGGAGUACGUGGUACGCGCUGAGCUCCCAGGUGUUCAGAAGAAGGAUCUAGAUAUCCACGUUGGUAACGACGGCCGCUCUUUAACCAUCGAAGGUCGUGUUCAUCGUACCAACAAGCCCCAGACAAAAGAGUCUGGCGAGGGCAAAGAGGUAUCCAAAGGUAACUUGGAUAAUAACCAAACCUUCAACGUAAAUACUGAUACCUCUUUGGAAUACUUAGACGCGUCUGGACCUGCUGAAACCUAUGAAUACCGCUCUACUUUUUCGCGCACGGUCUGGUUCCCACAGGCAGUCGAAGCCAAGAACGCACGAGCGAAACUAGAAGAUGGCAUCUUAACGUUGAAUAUUCCGAAGCGUGAGGAGACUGGAACCCAAAGGAUUUCUUUGCUUUAA
Rhizoctonia solani is the source of this 528-nucleotide messenger RNA. Its product is annotated as heat shock protein HSP20 family protein. Gene Ontology annotation, biological process: response to hydrogen peroxide; response to salt stress; protein folding. The coding region runs from base 1 to 528 and encodes 175 amino acids. Lineage: Eukaryota; Fungi; Basidiomycota; Agaricomycetes; Cantharellales; Ceratobasidiaceae. The transcript has a single exon. The record is from RefSeq and is a predicted model, not a curated record.